Serpula lacrymans var. lacrymans S7.9 is the source of this 378-nucleotide messenger RNA. RefSeq lists its product as uncharacterized. Bases 1 to 378 code for a protein of 125 amino acids. The transcript has a single exon. NCBI's taxonomy places the organism in Eukaryota, Fungi, Basidiomycota, Agaricomycetes, Boletales, Serpulaceae. The record is from RefSeq and is a predicted model, not a curated record.
AUGGAUAAUGUGCCCACUGAGAUUCUAGAGGCUGCACCAAUGAUCAAGACUGUUCUCCCUAAAGAUCUAAGGCAGAAAAAUUGCAAAAAAUAUCAGUACCUGUCAAGGAAAUAUUGCGAAAGGCAUAACAAAGAAGUGGACGUACUGGAAGAGGGUCUUAAAGAUGAAGGAGAUGUCUGCAAGGCCUUAAGCAAGCCUGUAAGAGAUUCACAAGCUGAAUCAUUGAGUCUUCACCAUCAUUUAGAAACAAUUACUUACCUAGAUCAGAAACUUAAACAAUGCAUCCAGAAACACCCAUUAUUGCAGUAUCAAGACUCCAAAUACAAUGCAGCUUUUAUCAUCAAUGCCAUGUCAGAUGACAAAGAUGAUCCUGACUAG